CUGGCUAUGUGACGUGGUAAGCCUGCGUCGCACUUUGCAACUCUCUGGCGUUUUCGAUCGGACUGGAGAAAGUUUGUUCUCCAUAUCGUGAAUCAGUUCAUUGUAAACACGGAUUCGGUCAUCGGCAAUUUGUGACAUACUUGAUAUACUUUUAUAAAAAUGACGUUUAUUAAAGAGGAGAGUGAAGACAUGAAGAUUGAAGAAACAUUCAGAGUCAAACAAGAAGAUAUUGAGGAACAAACAGAGCUGAAGACACUGAAAGAGGAGAGGCUAGAACUGAAUGAAUUGGAAGAGAAAUAUCAGUAUGAACUGAAACAUGAUUUCAUUAUUGGAGAAAAAUACAUACAGACAGAAAUGACUUCAUCACAAAAAAGAGCUCUGAAUACAGAAUCUAACAAAUGUUUUACCUGCCGUCAGUGUGGAAAGACUUUCACUCAAAAAUCAAACCUCUAUGUUCACAUGAGAGUCCACACCGGAGAGAAACCUUUCAACUGCCAGCAAUGUGGAAAAAGUUUCACUCAAAGAGGAAACCUGAAAGUCCACAUGAAUAUUCACACCGGAGAGAUUUCUUUCACCUGCCACCAAUGUGGGAAAAGUUUCACUCAAAACGGAGCCCUUAAAAGGCACAUGAGAGUUCACACUGGAGAGAAGCCCUACACCUGCCAACAGUGUGAAAAGAGCUUUACAACAGAACUAAACCUUAGGUAUCACAUGAACAUACACACUGGAGAGAAGCCAUUCUCAUGUGAUGAGUGUGGAAAGAAAUUCAAACGUAAAGUAACCCUUACUUGCCAUAUGGGAAUUCAUUCUAAAGAGGAGAGUUUUAAAUGUCAUGAGUGUGGAAAGAGUUUUAGUCAUAAAGUAAACCUCAAGAAUCACAUGAGACUUCACACUGGAGAGAAUCCUUACAUGUGUGUUCAGUGCGGAAUGAAUUUCAGAUAUAAAGCAGCCCUAAAUGCCCACUUGACAACUCACACUGGACAGAGUCCUUACACCUGCAAACUGUGUGGGAAGAGCUUCACACGAGAACUAAACCUCAAGUAUCACAUGAAUAUUCACACUGGAGAGAAGCCAUUCACAUGUGAUCAGUGUGGAAAGAGUUUCAGACGUAAAGUAACUCUUAGUCAGCACACGAGGAUUCACUCAAGAGAGAACUCUUUUAAAUGUGAUCAGUGUGGAAAAAGUUACACAAGCAUGAAACGCCUAAACAGGCAUGUAGUAAGUCACUCUGCAGAGAAUGUUUUCAAAUGCCAGCAGUGUGGAAAAAGUUUCAGUCAUAAAAUAAGCCUUAAGGCUCACAUGAGACUUCACACUGGAGAGAAACCUUACACGUGCCCUCAGUGUGGACAACGUUUUACUUAUAAACCAUCCCUUGAUUACCACAUAAGAGAUCACACUGGUGAAAGGCCUUAUAUAUGCAAACAGUGUGGAAAGAGCUUCACACAAAAAGGAAAUCUGAAGACUCACAUGAUAAUUCACACUGGAGAGAAGCCUUUUAAAUGCCAGGACUGUGGAAGGUGUUUCAAUCGUAAAGUAAGCCUUAAGACUCACAUGAGAAUUCACACUGGAGAGAAGCCUUACAAAUGUCCUCAAUGUAAAAAGUGUUUCUCAUAUCAAAGAGCCCUUCAACUUCAUUUGCAAGCACAUUCUGGAAAGAAACUGCAACGUUCAGAGUGUGACAAAAAGUUUAUGAAAAGCAGAAAUUUGAAAAAUCACCAGUGCAUUCACUCUGGAAGAAGGCGAUUUAAUUGUGAUCUUUGUAAUAAGAAAUGUAUUCUGCCAUCACACUUACAGAUACACCUGAAAAGUCACACAGAAGUGAGACGCUAUUUGUGUUCCUUGUGUGGUAAGAGGUUUAAAUGGCACAGCAGUUUGAAAUGGCACCAGAAAACACGGACCUGUGUGCAUAUAAGGCUCCGUUCACACCGUAGGUAAACGCAUGCCAUCAAGCACUGUCAAGAGCAUGCCAAGUCAACAGGUGGCGAUAUAAUCUCAACCGUAAAGCCAUGUUGGCCAAUCAGAAGCCUGAAAGUUUCCAGUAGGCAGAGCUAACAGCACUGGCUUCGUCACAAGCCAAAAAUGCCUGUUUCGCUGUCUUCAUAACAUCUGGAGUUUGAAAAUCUUCACCCUGGCAGGCGUUUUCAAAAAUGUUCAGUUUCAGUGACCCUGUGCCUGCGUCUGGAUGAACAGCCAAACCGCAUAUAAAAAGCUGUGGUUUUAAAAUGUAAUCGCGUUUGUGUGGACCGGGCCUAAUUUCACUUGUAUAGAGGUGUCAUUCCAUUUCAUGUAUUGAUGCCUUGGGAUCAAAAUAUUAGUAAUAUUAAACUUCAGUCUUGCUGUGAAAUGCCACAAUGUCACGGUAGGAUUGUAAAUAAGGGGACAUAAACUGAAUGAAAUAAACAUCAAACUGCAUUAUUUGAUUGAGCUUUAGUAAGAAAAUGCAAAGGUAAACAUGUUUUCAGUCUGGACUAUAAAGGGGAUAUUGGAUCCCCAUUUUCCACAAGUUGUUAUGAUUCUUUAGAAUCUUCAUGAAAUGUUUGUAACGCAGUUUGGUUGAAAUUCCUCAAUGAUCAUGUAAAACAACACCUUUUUUACCUUGUCAAAAAAAGCUCUGUUCACAGCAACCCAUUGUGCUACUAUUCACCACACUCC
Molecule: messenger RNA, 2652 nt
Organism: Carassius gibelio (silver crucian carp)
Lineage: Eukaryota; Metazoa; Chordata; Actinopteri; Cypriniformes; Cyprinidae
Product: gastrula zinc finger protein XlCGF57.1
Exons: 3
Coding region: 160-1935 (591 amino acids)
Source: RefSeq, a predicted model, not a curated record